AUGGCCAAUGCACAAGCAAAAGCGGCCUCAAAGCAGUCUCACAAACCUCAGAAACUUGCCCGUCUUCCAAAACAUGCCCGCGUCCAAAAGCGGCCUCUCCUCCACCCCGCCAUACCCUCCCCCUACACCUCCGCCUCCCAACAAAAAGUGGUCUACAUCUCUUCCCGCACGCCCUUCAUCAGUGCUGUGAAGCGCGUGCGCAAGCUCCUCGAGCAGGUUGAUAAACGUGCUGUCGGCGCCGUAGAUUUGGUCGAGGGAUCGGGAAAUGAUAAGCAGAAGCUGAGGCAGUUGGAGAAGCAGGUAGAUGCUGCACGUAAGGGCGGGGCUGAGGGGGGAAAGAGGGAGAAAAAGAAAGAGGAGGUGGUGCUGAAGGCUACGGGGCGCUCAAUUGAACGGGCCUUGGAAUUUGGAUUGUUUUUUCAGGGUCAGGAUGAUUUAAAUGUGAGGCUUAGGACGGGGACGGUGGGGACAGUCGAUGAUAUCGUUGUGGUUAGUGGAGAUGAAGGCGAAGGAGAGGAUGGGGAGGGCGACAAGGAGGGCGAGGAAGGGGAGGUAGAAAAGCAGGACGAGGAGGUGCCGGAGGCGAGGGUCAGGUUUACGAACUCGAGUGAUCAAGGAGGCUUCCAAGUCGUGCAUCGCCUGAGAGCUGACGGUAACGCAGAUCACGGCUCGGUCGACGCCCUCGGAGAAAAGCCUGGGGGAGCAUCGUUGGCCGUCAUACUUACCGUAUCCAAAUCCAUCGAACGUGAUUGA
Bacidia gigantensis is the source of this 753-nucleotide messenger RNA. RefSeq lists its product as uncharacterized. Gene Ontology annotation, cellular component: nucleolar ribonuclease P complex; ribonuclease MRP complex. The record is from RefSeq and is a predicted model, not a curated record. Gene Ontology annotation, molecular function: RNA binding. Gene Ontology annotation, biological process: rRNA processing; nuclear-transcribed mRNA catabolic process, RNase MRP-dependent; intronic box C/D snoRNA processing. Bases 1 to 753 code for a protein of 250 amino acids. Lineage: Eukaryota; Fungi; Ascomycota; Lecanoromycetes; Lecanorales; Ramalinaceae. The transcript has 5 exons.